CCACACAUCCUGACACCCUCCUUCUCAUUGUGAUAGGGCUAGAUAGCACUGAUAGUAUCAUAACUGACAUCUUGCUAAAAUAUAUCGUAAUUCGGAACAUGUUACAAAUAUCACAAAGUCCUUCAUAUUAGCUAUCGUAGUCGGAUGUGUUGAAAAUGCCGUUAGAAAAGAUACAAUCUCUAAAUGUGUUAUAGAUAAUCAUUACAAUAUUUAAAUGUUGUGAGGAAAGUUUAUCUAUUCUCUGAUGAUACGUGAAAGAUAGACCACACACUGGACAUUGCUUCAGAAUAACGUAGACGGUUUGACUGUGAAAAAGAAACAUAAAAUCAACAAAAUGGGUUUAUCCAAAGUAACUUUUAAAGACGAACACAAAAACGGGGGAAUAGUUAACGUGUCUUACAAACCGGACGAGUAUGAAGUCACGAAACCGGAAACAGAAGUCAGCGAAAACAACGGCGGAAGAGAACAAAGAAGCGGGGGAGUGAUAGACGAAGAAAUUAAGAUAGAACAUAGGCACGUUAGAGAAGAAGAGAAAGAAAAAGAGGAAAAGGAAGAGAGCGAAGAAGAGUUACCUGACGGUGGAUGGGGCUGGGUUAUCACCUUUGGCUGCAUCACCAUUGCGAUCGCCAUCAACUUCGCCGGACCCUGCUUCGGCAUCCUGUUCUCGGGGUUCCUGCUCGACCUGGGGACGUCCUCGACCAACGUGGCCUGGAUCUUCAACCUGAGGUCGUUCAUCGUGAAUAUCGCGGCCCUGUUCCUCGACCCCCUGGUGGCCGAGUGGGGCUGGAGGAAGGUCGGCUUCGUCUCGAGUCUCCUGCUGUCCCUCGGCUUCGCUGUCUCGAGCUUCGCCAACUCGGCUUUGUAUCUGCUCUGCUCGUACUCGAUACUUACAGGCAUUGGCAGCGGCUGGAUGAUGGGCACAAUCUUCUCAAUGAUUCCAUACUACUUCAAACGCAGACUGGGCAUCGCGAAUGCCCUCAUGCACGGAGGCAUCUGCGUGGGGCAGAUGGCGGGGCCUCCAAUGAUCACUUAUUUACAAGAACAAUAUGGCUUUUCCGGAAGCACGCUCAUCAUGGCAGCCAUCUUGUUAAACGGCUGUGUCGGGGCGGCCGUCCUACACCCUGUGGAGUGGCACAUGAAGACCAGAAACAAGGAAAAUGCUUGGGAACGGAAGACGAAAAAGAAAAUAGAAAUGGACCCUGACGCCAAGACUCGGCCAUGCGCCACCGUCUCCCGCGUUUUCACCACGAUCUUCACCAACCUAGAGCUCCUAAGAUCUCCUCGCGUGCUUAUCAUCACCGUGGCCUCUGCGCUGAACAUGACAUCGUACCUGAACUUCCUGAUGUUCGCGCCCUUCGCCCUCCAGACGUCCGGGCUCAGCCUGGAGGAGACGUCGUGGUGCAUGUCCGUGUCCGGAUUCUGCAUGCUGGUGGCGCGUCUGGUCGUGUCCUCGUUGACGGACUUGCCCAGGCUCAGCAAACGCGGCUGCUACAUGGCCGGCACCGCCACUGUCUUCGUAACUACUAUUGCGUUCACCUUCGUGCGCGGUCUAACUUGGUCGUCGGUCGUGAUCGGCGUGUGGGCGGCCGGCGUGGGCGCCUUCAUGAGCCUGCAUAACCUCAUCAUGGUGGAGUAUGUAGGCCUAGACAAACUUGUGCCGACGCUGGGCAUUUGCGGGAUCUUCAGUGGCUUGUCGUCAGUUAUCAUCGGACCUGUAAUCGGCGUGAUCCGCGACGUGAGCCAGAGCUACGCCGUGAGCAUGUGGGCGCUGUCUGGCUGCUUCGCCGUCGCCCUCCUGCUGUGGCUCCUCAUGCCCGCCGCCGUGGCCUACGACCAAAGGAGAGAAGGGAAGCGGAUGGAUUCGCCCUCUUAAGGAAAGGAGUUGGAUCCUCAGUAAAUCAUUUCUUGUAUCAGGGAGCUGGAUCCUCUUUAUAAAGGGGUCAGAUCCUCUUUAACGCCUUAGGACCGCAAAUUCUCAGCCAUUUCUUCGUAGCCCAUAUAUAUAAUGGGUGCGCAGAACGAAAUCAGACCGAGGGUCCGACACCGAGCGACUAGGACUCGGGUUCAAGCUCCGGGGUCCCGAGUCCCGUCGGUCCAGAGUAUUGAAAUAGGAAAUAAGCUAAUGAGAUGACUACUGGGAAGAGAAUUUCGGUACCAAAGUGAUAAAUACAUGUAUUGUAUAUUUUCAUUGUAUCAUUUUAUAUAAUGUGAUAAAUUAUAUCGUAUAAUGUUAUAGUCUAUAUAAGGUUAGGAACCAAAAAACAAACCAAAGCCUUAUAUAGCGUAAAUAGACCUUACGUAAUGUUGACGAACAUCACUUCCGCUGCAGCGUCCCAGAAAUGUAUUCCAGCAAUGACACCUUUAUCUAGCUUUCCUACGAGCCUUUCCAAAUUCUUGCCGAAAUAUGUUUCUGAUGACCGUCGUCAAAUUAAAAAGCUGUGAUAGUGGAAAGGAGGUCGUAGGGUGGCUCUUUGUGCAAGACCUGGAAAUGCUGAAGAAGAGGAGCUCAGUUUAAUCCUUUAACUUUUGAUGUGUAAGGUAUAAACAUAUAAUGAUUUGAAUUUUAUUUCAUUAUAAUAUCCACAUGUAGUCAGUUGAAUAAAAAUUCUGAAUAAUCA
Messenger RNA from Penaeus chinensis, 2618 nucleotides. Its product is annotated as monocarboxylate transporter 12-like. Bases 335 to 1873 code for a protein of 512 amino acids. Gene Ontology annotation, molecular function: monocarboxylic acid transmembrane transporter activity. The record is from RefSeq and is a predicted model, not a curated record. The transcript has 5 exons. NCBI's taxonomy places the organism in Eukaryota, Metazoa, Arthropoda, Malacostraca, Decapoda, Penaeidae. Gene Ontology annotation, biological process: monocarboxylic acid transport; transmembrane transport.